Cygnus olor (mute swan) is the source of this 2139-nucleotide messenger RNA. RefSeq names its product EPS8 like 3 (gene EPS8L3). The record is from RefSeq and is a predicted model, not a curated record. The coding region runs from base 1 to 1956 and encodes 651 amino acids. Lineage: Eukaryota; Metazoa; Chordata; Aves; Anseriformes; Anatidae. The transcript is spliced from 17 exons. Gene Ontology annotation, biological process: regulation of Rho protein signal transduction; Rho protein signal transduction; positive regulation of ruffle assembly. Gene Ontology annotation, molecular function: actin binding. Gene Ontology annotation, cellular component: vesicle; plasma membrane; ruffle membrane.
AUGGGACCGUGGGACUCACCGCUAUCUGUCUGUCCGGCCAGUAGCGAAACCGAAGACAGCUCCCACCUCCACCACUCCAACAGCUUUGCCCGACCCAGCGGGAAAAGCAUCUACAACCAGCGCAAGGACUACAGCCAGAGCCUGCUCAAACCCCAAAGCAAUUUCCAGCACCAUGUGGAGCACCUGCUCACCAUGCGGCUGGACAGGGACAUCCGCAACACCGAGGACUGCCUGGCUCGCCUGAAGGUGCUGGAGGCCCAGGGCCGGGUCUGGGGGCAGGACCUCAUCCUGCACGUCAAGAACCAGGAGCUGGUGCUGAGCGACGUGGAGAGCAAGGAGGAGCUGGACAGCUACCCGCUGGGCAGCGUGCGGGACUGCGCGGUCCUGCUGGACGCCUGCAGCUACGACUCGGUGCUGGCCGUCACCGUGCAGGAGCAGGCCCCCCCCGGCACCAGCGUCCUGCUCUUCCAGUGCGACCGCAUCGGGGCCCGGACCCUGAAGAGCAGCCUGGAGAAGCUGGUGAAGCAGUGCAAGGAGGAGCAGCACCAGUACGGACGCAGGGCCCCCCCGGAGCAGCUGUCCGACCCGAUCCCCUUGUACAUGCCGGCCCCCUACGGAGCCCCGGAGCGGUGGGCAGCCACCCCAGAGCCCACCUUACCUGCGCCUCCCCAGCACAGAUCAUCCUCCUUGGACUACAGGGGGGGCAGCUGGGACCACCCCCCAGCACCAGCCGUCCAGCAGACCACCUGGGUCGACCCCUCGGGCCAGAUCAUGUCCGACACCGAACGAGACGCGAUGGUCCUCAACCACGUGCUGGGUGACAUGGAGCUCUUCGUGAAGCAGGUGAAGGAUGCCCUCAGCCUGAUGAGCACCAAGAAGCAGAAAAAGAAGAAGAGCAAAGCUCUGCCACCCGAGGCCAGCUACAAGGACUUUUUCCAGAAGGUGAAAUACGCCCUGAACCUCCUGGGAAUCACCCACCAGCAUCUAGAGGACCCGGACCCCGCCCAGCUGCUGCACCUCAUCUUCGAUACCCUGUCCUUCGUCCUGGACAACUGCCCCAACCCCAGACUGGCGCCGGCGGUGGAGGCACCGCUGCUGAUCCCGGAGGCGGUGGAGCUGCUGGAGAAGACCCUGCACCCGCACGAGUACAGCACCUGGAAGAUGCUGGGCACCAGCUGGAACAAGACCAGGGCGGAGUACCCCAACAGCGAGCAGGUGCCCCCCUACAUCCCCACCUUCUCCGACGGGUGGCUGCCCCCACCCAUGCUGAAACCGGAGCAGCAGCAGCAGCAGGUAGGGGGCAUGGGGGGGGGCGGCAAGGACACCCCGCUGCCUCAGUUUCCCCACCUUGCUCUGAACACACGUCCCUCUCUGCUCCCCGCGCAGUUGCCGGCCACCAGCCACAAGAACGCUCCCAGCUACGGGAACAUUCCCGGCCACAGGAACGGGGACGUGCCCGGCUACGGGGACAUUCCCAGCUACGGGGACAUUCCCGGCCACGGGAGCGUUCCCAGACGCGGGGACGUUCCUGGCCAGGUGCUGGCGCGGGCUCUGUACGAGUUUCAGGGCAGGAACCCCCAGGAGCUGAGCGUCAGGAUGGGGGACACGCUGGAGGUGCUGGACCAGCAGAAGAAGUGGUGGCUGGUGCAGAGCAGCCUGGGGCACAAGGGCUACGUCCCCAGCAACAUCCUGGAGCCGCUGGGGCACGAGGACAGCAGGAGCCAGGUCAGCCCCCCCAACCUGCACACGGGCUCCUCGCCGGCGGAGGUGACAGCCUGGCUGAAGGACAAAGGCUUCUCGCGGAUCACGGUGAGGUGCCUCGGGGUGCUGUCGGGCCACCAGCUGCUGCAGAUGACGCCGGAGGAGCUGCGCGCCGUCUGCCCCGAGGAGUGGCGACGCGUCCUCUUCAAGCUCUCCUCCAUCAAGACGUCCCUGGGGAUGAGCCCCAGGGACUGAGCCGCAGGGAGCACGCCGACACCGUCCCCGACGUCCUCCUGCUGCCACCCCAGAACUGGAGGGGCCUGGCGGGAGGAGGUUCCCCAGCCCCCUAUGGUGCCCAUUCCUCCCAAAAGCACCAGCGGGGGGAAGCUGCUGGGGGGGCACCGGGGACUCCCGCGGGGAGACACGCUCUGCAGAAGC